AUGGCUGGGAAGGAGGUGGUGGUUUCAGUGGAGGAGCAGCAGGAAGUAGCUACUAAACAGUCUGAAAAAUCUGCGGAUGGCAGUGAUCAUUCGAGAACCUUGGCUGACUUAAAAUCCAAAUUUCGCCGAUCUCCAUCAUCACCGUCAAGUCCAAAGCUACAAUGUCCCAAGGUUCCAAAGAAGUUGCGAUCAGCUGUCAAGGAGGAAGACUACUAUGCCCCAAAACUCAUUUCUUUGGGUCCUUACUACCAUGGCGAAUCCCACCUCGCGAAUGGAGAAACGCUCAAGCUUAAAUUGGCAGAAGCCUACAUCCUAGAAAUUACUGUGUCACAAGGGAACUCAGUCGAGCAGUCAGUCGAUAACAUUUACCACAUGAUCAGAGAUCGCAUUGAUGAGCUGAAAGGUUGUUAUGACUAUCAGGAGUCCAGAAAGAACUAUAAGGAAGACGAAUUCACUGCGAUGAUGCUGGUGGACGGGUGUGCUUUACUGUGGUACAUUUUAUGUGUUUGCUUAGGUGGUGACCAUGAAGAUUACGAUAUCAGAUAUCAGGAUCUAAGCCUUCUUCACCAGGAUGCGUUGCUGCUGGAGAACCAACUUCCCUAUCAAUUACUACAGGAGCUGAUGAAGAUGGCGGUCCCAGAAUCGGCCAAUAAAGCUUGGACAGUACUAUUCCAGGAAUUCUUUGGCAUGAUCGACGAGUCAUUCUUCCAAGAAUUCUUUGGUAUAAAGGAGAAGGAGUACUCAUUCCUGCCAAAAAUGAAGAAUUAUUGCUGCCGCAUGUUCCUGGCAAUCAUCCAAAUUAUUAACAGGAAACCAAAGCUGAAACCUGGUGAAGAGUCGGAGCCGAAACCUGAUGUAGAGUCGAAGAUGAAACCUGAUGUAGAUUCGAAGAUGAAACCUGAUGAAGAGUCGAAGCCGAAACCUGAUAAAGAGUCGAGGCUUUGUCAUCAUCUCCUCGAUCUCUACCGAAGAAAUUUCCUAGGCGAUGAACGUUCUAGCGCAACGCAUUCGGAGGCUGAAAAUGGCAAGAAGGGUCCGGGAUCAGUUGGAGAUGUGAAGGAGCAGGUUAUGGCAUCAUUUAGAAAUGUGAAGGAGCUUAUGGCCGCUGGAAUCCGCAUCAAGCGCAGUCCUACACGUCACUUGAGGGACAUUUCUUUCCGUUCAAAUGGGAUCACCGCAUGCCUGAGAAUUCCUCCCAUCACCAUUGAUAACUCAACCAAGGCUAUGUUCUUGAACUUGAUAGCCUAUGAAAUGAGCUCAGACGUCGACCAUGACUUCAUCUCUUACCUUCGCUUCCUUGAUUCCCUCAUUGAUCAUGCUGAUGACGUUAAGGAGCUGCAGUCCAUCGGGAUACUCCAAAACAAUCUAGGAACCCACGAAGAAGUGGCUCAAUUCUUCAACACGGUGUCCGCCAACUUGGAAUCCAACUUUCAUGCUUACAAAGAUGUGAGAGUGAGAAUUCGGAAGCACCUUAAAAAUCACUACAACAGCAAACUGAAAAUGUGGAUGACACAAUGCCUGGAUACCUACUUCGGUAGCCCCUGGACUAUCAUUGCUUGGGUUGGUGCUGCUUUGGCCCUUUUCUUUACUGCCGUCCAGACUUACUUCUCAGUCUUCCCUCAUUGA
Messenger RNA from Vitis vinifera (wine grape), 1626 nucleotides. RefSeq names its product UPF0481 protein At3g47200-like. Lineage: Eukaryota; Viridiplantae; Streptophyta; Magnoliopsida; Vitales; Vitaceae. The record is from RefSeq and is a predicted model, not a curated record. The transcript has a single exon. Bases 1 to 1626 code for a protein of 541 amino acids.